Messenger RNA from Xylaria bambusicola, 848 nucleotides. Its product is annotated as mitochondrial import inner membrane translocase subunit TIM14. The record is from RefSeq and is a predicted model, not a curated record. Bases 271 to 591 code for a protein of 106 amino acids. The transcript has 2 exons. Gene Ontology annotation, cellular component: PAM complex, Tim23 associated import motor. Lineage: Eukaryota; Fungi; Ascomycota; Sordariomycetes; Xylariales; Xylariaceae. Gene Ontology annotation, biological process: protein import into mitochondrial matrix. Gene Ontology annotation, molecular function: ATPase activator activity.
GUGAAGUCGAAGCUUGCUCUCAUCCAAAAUUUCGAGUCGAGAGACUUAUCGAUACUACUAGCGCUCGUCUAGUGCCAGGUCCCCUGCAGGAGCGCACCUAUCAUAGAUAAGAUAAGCCGAAGAGCGAAGUGGAGUCGCCGCCGCCGCCAUCCGACCCGACGGCGCAUCGAAAAUUGAAGCUACCGUACUCUACCCUGCUUCUCCUCCAGCUUAAGCGACAAACCCUCUCGAAAAUCGUCGCAGGCGACACAAAAGGCCGAAAGAAGGAACAUGGUUUCAUUGCUCGCGAUCGGUGGUGGUGCAGCCGUCGCUGCAUUCCUCGGCCGCGCAGGCCUCGUGGCAUGGCGGCGCUCGCGCGGUGGCGUCGGCGCAAUGGGCAAAGCCUUCUACAAAGGCGGAUUUGAGCAGCGAAUGACGAAGAAAGAGGCCUCGUUGAUAUUAGCCCUCAACGAGAGUUCCAUCACCAAGGACAAGGUCCGCAAGGCUCACAGGAACCUGAUGCUGCUGAACCACCCGGAUCGAGGUGGAAGUCCCUACCUUGCGACCAAGGUCAACGAAGCUAAAGAAUUCCUCGAGAAGAAUGCCAACUAGUUCAGGAAAGAUUAUUUGGAGAACUUGCUUCUUUUCGUCAUCACUAAAAGCGCACUGGCCAAUCAAUGAGACGGGUUGCCGAACAUGAGCGACUUAUAUCAACAUCUGUAUAGUAUUGGAGCAUUUCACGGAGCGAUGGCGUUUCGAAAGGGUCAUCAAUAAGUUUGUGCGAUGAAUAUCGCUGGGGCGUCAUAUUCUUGCUUUACUGUAUAAACUUCACUUCUGGUCUGCAAAUACAUUCAACUCUUCGCAAGGAC